Molecule: messenger RNA, 2680 nt
Organism: Bombus terrestris (buff-tailed bumblebee)
Lineage: Eukaryota; Metazoa; Arthropoda; Insecta; Hymenoptera; Apidae
Exons: 2
Coding region: 1475-2446 (323 amino acids)
Molecular function (GO): nucleic acid binding; zinc ion binding
Source: RefSeq, a predicted model, not a curated record
AGUAUCAAUUAGUCUAUCUCAAGCUGCGAAGUACGACAGGUCUCGUUAUAAGCCAACCAUUAACCAAACCUUGAUUGUUAUAUUUUCGUUUUUAAUUGUUGAUCGUUGACUGAAAUUGUUGCUUCUUUAUUUUUUAUUAAACUUUUAUUAACAAAUCCAGUGUAGUUUUCCGUACGUACUCAUUCCAACCACCUCUAUUCUCGUAAUAGAAAUAGGGGAUCAAUCAGUUCAUGGCGUCGAUUGUUUAAUCGUAACGAGAAUUUACGACUCUCGUUGACGCGUUAUCUCGCAAUUGCGUCUCACCGCGAACGGUUAAACAUUUGGUCCUUUGCUGCCGGAUCACGUGUCAGUGAAAAGUGCACUUACCAGUGCCACAGUGACCACACAGUGCCACGUGAAUACAUGAAAUCAGCCGUGAAAGCGUUAUCACUACAGCGAAGCCAAUGAGGUCAGGAGUGUGUCACCUUCGAAGAAGCAUAACCUACUGGUCGAGGAACGCAAUCACGCAGCCUCCCGCCUCAGCUGGACAAUCAUCAAUUCAAAGCAGUCCAACAAUUUCAAUCACACAACCAAACGAGUGGCCGAGGGGUAGGAACGCCUUUCUUGCUGAGCAUCCACGCGACCUCGCGCCAACAACUAAAGGGCCAACUUCCGCAAGGACACAUCUUAUACAUCAUACGAGACACACACGGUGACGAGCAACAUUUAAACUCACAACCACAAGAAACGAGACUUUCAAAUCGGCCGAUUUACUCUUAUCGAAACGACUCGAUGAAUAUGAACAAUCCAACCAACCGAAUAAGAAGGCCUCUUUAACGGCCCAUAAGACACUACUCGAAGACACGUGGAAACAAUACAGACGAUUCCAAGAAGAACUAGAAGAUUUAGGCGAGGAGGACGACGCGCGCGUUCUCGAGAUAACAAACACAUAUUACGAUCUGGUAAUACGAAUACACACUCUCAUGAAUGAUGCACCAGCAUCAUUAUCGAAAUCUCCAAACUGCGAUUCAUCUAAUGUCGCCGAGCCGACAUCUAUUAAGUUACCAGAAAUUCAUUUACCUACUUUUGACGGUACUAUCGAGAAUUGGCAUGCAUUUUACGACUCCUUUUCGUCCACUAUAGAUCAAAACGAACGACUUACACCCGUACAAAAAUUUCAUUAUCUCCGAUCAUCCUUGGCCGGAAGGGCCGCAAGAAGCAUUCAAUCGUUAGACAUCACAGAGAUAAAUUAUUCUAUCGCUAUUGACGUGCUUAAAGAAAAAUUUGACUGCCACCGUCAAAUCUGCAUGCGCCACUGGGACUUGAUCUGCAACUAUCCACAAAUAACGACGGAAACACUCGAAGCCAUAGAAGACUUUCUCGAAACGAUCAAGGUAAAUCUCCGAGUGUUAGAAAAAUUAGGCGAACCUGUCACAUCAAAUGUCAUCCUCGUCAAAAUACUCACAUCAAAGUUACCUUCGUCCACCAUUCGCGAAUGGCCGCUGCCAUUGGUGCGCUCACCUUACCCAAUAAAAGAAUGCCCUCUCAUACACACUUGAUAAACUUUCUUACAACACGUGCGAAUGGCGAUCAAAACAAUUUCACUUCAAAGGAGACAAAAGGGGCGUGCGACCAACGUCCCCGUCAACGACCACAAGCGCCACAAGGACACGCAUUUAUCACAUCCCAGGCGCCGUCAACCUGUCCCACUUGCCAAGGAUCACAUUCUAUCUGGAGGUGCGAUAGCUUCAAAUCAAAAUCCCUUCGCGAGCGCCUUCGAGAGGUCAAACGAGGGUCCUUAUGCAUGAACUGUCUCCGGAAGGGGCAUACAGUGCGAGAUUGCCACGCCGGGUCAUGUCGGGCGUGCGGAGAACGCCAUCAUAUGAUGUUACAUAGGGCAAAACGAUACUCAGGGUCUCGUUCCAGCACGCCCAGUCCAAAAUCCUCUCCUUCAAACAGUCGAUCCACAACACCUUCUUUGUCACCCCCUUCAUCACCCACUCGCCACAGACGACACACGACAAACCACAGAUCGGAAACACCACGAACAGCCUCGCCUCCAAGCCCAUCUUCGAUCGAACAUACUAGACCAACAGCAUCCAAAUCACUAUCCAAUGACAUAAUCAUCACUGCACAAAUCAACAUUUUGAAUGAUAAACAUCAACCAAUCCGUUGUCGAGCGCUGCUCGCCUCGAUGUGUGUUGGACAAAUCAACCUAACUCAGCCAGACGAGCCUGAACUGCGUCUGCAAAAAACGCGAUUCGGUUGGGUAAUCGGGGGGAGCUCAAAUUCCCAAACCGCGACAAACACGUUUCACGCAUCCACGACGGUUUUACAAGCAGAUCUCGCGCGGUUUUGGGAAAUAGAUGAAGGACCCUCGAUCAAACACCUCUCAGAGACAGAUCGACGAUGCGAGGAACACUUCCAAACCCACAUCCGACGCAUCAGCGAAGGACGAUACAACUAGUAUUGUCUUUUGGUAACGGGUGCUUUCCUCAGAUAUAGAAUCCAUACAGUACCCGGGCCCCCUAGGAUCAUAGGGGUUGGAGAAAACGCCCAACCAUCGCACAAGGCACCCAGUACCUUGCUCCCUGGAUUAGCUAAGUCUGCAGGGGCUGUCGCUCGUCUCAGGUCGAACGGGGCACAUUCUAAGCCCUCCCGUCUCACCAGGACUGUUCCGGAGCAGGUGGGACGCUGCUCA